This is a messenger RNA of Cuscuta campestris, 1381 nucleotides long. Lineage: Eukaryota; Viridiplantae; Streptophyta; Magnoliopsida; Solanales; Convolvulaceae. The record is from the annotation of a GenBank genome assembly.
AGACGAUGCAUAAAAAUGGCGUUGUCACAUGAAUAACUAGUUUAAAAGUCUUUUCAGUCAAUCACUUGGUUAUUGUCCAUUCCAACGAGCAUAUAUGCUACCCUAUUUUGUUCUCGCAGAACAUGACAAAUAGUGACUUCCCUAUUUUUCUUUAUCUAAAAUUUGAAACUCCACUCGAUGAUGUGUUUUCAGACUUUGAAUGAAGACAAAACGGGUUGGCGUUGGGCUAAGACUGUGUAUAUUGAGGUUAAAUCUUUUGCUUCCAUUGCUGGAAGAGAUGAGAGAGGCCGAGAGGCCGCUCUCGGAUUCUAGUUUUCGGUGUUUGAGGAAGAUGAAGAAGGCGGUAAAGGCUUCCAGAAAACUGCUUAAAACAUGUCAUGGCGGGAGCAAAAUCUACCUGGCAUUAGAAAAUGAAGCCAUUAUGGAGAAAUUUCAUGAUGUUUACGCAAAAAUAAGUGUAGCUUUGGAUGAUAUGCCUUAUGAGCAACUUGGGAUUUCAAAUCAAAUGAAACAGGGGAGGACAAAUACACAAGACAUGGAGCUAGUGAUGGAUUUAAUGGUGUUGAAAUCGUCGACUACCACGAAGAACGAAGACGAUGCGAGCAUUGAAAGCGUAGCCCACAAGCUCGGGUUGCAGAAGCCCGAAGAACUGAAGAGAGAAACCGCAUUGGUUAAAAAACUAUUCAAGGAAAGGAAGAAGAAACAGCAUCGUCAUCAUCAUCACCAUGUGAGCUCCGAGGGAAUGCAGCAAAUCGCUCAUCUUCUCGACACAUUCAAACGAUUCGCAGGAUUGCCAACACAAGAAUACGAAGACGAGGAAGAUGGGGAUGAAUGUUCUUCUGUUAUCCUUAAACCUGCUUCUGCUCACCAAAAGGGUCUUCCCAUUGCAAUCCCUAAUGAAUUUCUUUGUCCUAUCACCCUCGAGAUUAUGUCUGAUCCUGUUAUCAUAUCGACCGGACAGGUAACCAUACAUGAUCACAUGUAGAUUAAUUCCAACCCGACUCCCACCUCGAGUUCCCCAAUCAAUUUGGAACAUCUAUUGUCAAAGUUAGCACCAUGGAUGGUGUCCCAAAUCGAUGGGGAUUACGAGGAUCGAGAUGGAGGGUUUGUAGGGAGUUAAGGGGAAUGAACCACCUCAGGGGUCGAGAACCAUCGUAGGUGUUUCCAGAAUAGCCCAAUGUAAGUCAUAGUUCGUAAAAUGAUAUUGGUGCCAAGUGUCAUUCGAACCCCACCGUGUGUUUUCUAUGAUUGAAAAUAUUGUACCAUUUCAUCUCAUUGAAUGUUGGGGUUGUCAUCUUCAUCCAUGUUUUUUUGCAGACAUAUGAGAGGGAAAGCAUACAACAAUGGCUUGAUUCAAACCACACAACAUGUCCAAAAACUG